GUUGUCGCACUGCCGCUGACUGACAGACUGUGAAAGGAUCAGUUUUUCAGCUCCCUGACAUCUUUCAAUAUUAUUCUGCAAAUAAUGAUUUCCAAGGAAGAAAUACUCAAACCCAUAUGGUACGCGUUUACCGCUCUGGAUCUUGACCGAAACGGAAAAGUAUCCAAAUCCCAGUUAAAGGUUCUGUCGCAUAACCUGUGCACCAUACUGAAGAUCCCUCAUAACACUUCAGCCCUGGAGGAGCACUUUAAAGAUGACGACGAAGGACCGGUGUCAACGCAAGGGUACAUGCCCUACCUGAACACCUUCAUACUUAGUAAGAUCCAGCCCAACUUUGACUUUGUUGAGCUCAAUAAGAUGUGCUGGACUCUGUCUGCACCGAAGCACAUCAACACCAUGAAUCUGCUCAUGUCUGAAAAAGACGCCUUCAGGGUCUGGUGCAUCUUCAACUUCCUUUCUGAAGAUAAAUAUCCACUCACAAUUGUCACAGAAGAGCUUGAGUAUUUCCUGCGCAAGCUGUUGACGGCAAUGGGUUGCAGUUGGAAUGAAGGCCGGUUUGAGGAUUAUAAAAUGCAUCUCAAUACAAAGACCUGGAAACACAAAGUCUCUAAACAUGAAGGCCUGCUUAAACUCGUUCAACCAGGCGGCAAGACACCCAGUAAAAUGACCAACUGGGGACAGGCGGCGUUCACUGAAUCAGAGCUGAAUGAACUGGAGAAGAUGUGGCAGGUGAACAAGAAUAGAUCAGAAGAAGAGUAACACCCCAUCCAACCAAUCCCUACAUUUGUGUUUAUUUAUUGUAUAUUUACAAGGCAGUCCUCAUACUGGUCACAUCUGCUGUCAUUGUCAUUGCUGUCAUAUAAUCAUACUUAAAGGCAUAGUUCGCCAAAAACGCUUCUUAUUUCCUCAUCUUAAGUGCUUACAAACCUUUAUAAGUUUCUUUAUACUGUUGAACACAAAAAGCAAUUUUGCAGAAAGUUGAAAACCAUUGACUAUGUAUGGAUUAAUACUAAGGAAGUCAAUAGUUUUCACUUCAAAAUAUAAUCUUCAAGAGUGACACGGUGACUCAGUGCUUAGCACUGUCGCCUCACAGCAAGAAGGUACCUGGUUCAAGUCCCGGCUGGGAUACAUGGCAUUACUGUGUGGGGUUUGCAUGUUCUCCCACUAUUGGUGUGGGUUUUCUCAGGGUGCUCCUAUUUACCCAACAGUCAAAAGAUAUACCCUAUAGGGUAAUUAAGUUAAAAGCAUCUGCUGUGUAAAACAUAUGCUGAAUAAGUUGGCGGUUCAUUCCGCUGUGGCGACCCCUGAUUAAUAAAGGGACUAAGCCGAAAGAGAAUGAAUGACUAUAUUCUUCUAAAAAUAUUCUUUUGUGUUCAAAUGAAGAAACUCAAACAGGUUUGCGGGCUGUGUAAAGAGUAACAUAAUUUUCAGUUUUGGAUGAACUGUCUCUUUAAAUUGGUUAUGAAUGAUAAUGCAGUUUUAGUUUGAGUUAAAAGUGACAUUCACAAAUUAUUAACUUACAAAUAUUGCUUUUUUUUUUUUUUUUUGAAAACAUUUAGAAAAUUCAGAUUUUUAAUAAGUAACAGGAGGCAGAUUGGAAUUAUUAAUGCUCCUUUUUCUAAAGCAUGUGGUUUAUAUGUUCCUACUGUGUCCACUAGAUGACUGUGUAACAUCACUAGAUGAUCCACAGACACAUGCGAAAUGCUUUCAUAACCACACUUUCUAAAACCUGGAGUUACUGGCAGACCAAAUACAUUAACUGAAUGGAUUUUGCAUGCAGCUUCCAUAAUUAAAUGACUAAAUGUGCAUUUUAUAUCAUAUUAUUAAGUUCCAAAAUUACUAAAGGCAGUCAUGGAGCUAUAUGAUGGCUAUAGAUUAAAUUGAAAGCAAAUUAUGCACACACCAGAAAGCAGUGAACAUACUUUGCUAUUGUGGUGUAUCCUUCUUCAAACUUAAUGUACCAAAAAAAGGUAAUCCUUCAAGGUAAGAUGCAUUAAGAAUAUAUAUUUAGCUUCAGUUUUUUUUUUUUUUUACUCUUUCAAAGUUCUGUGUGUGAGAAAAUAUGUAAAGAAUAAAUAAUCAUGUAGUUAA
Molecule: messenger RNA, 2091 nt
Organism: Danio rerio (zebrafish)
Lineage: Eukaryota; Metazoa; Chordata; Actinopteri; Cypriniformes; Danionidae
Source: RefSeq